GUGGAUGUAGUCGACGACGCGCAUGCCUGACAUUGCUGGUUGCCUACUUCCGUUAUCAAUGUCAGGGCUCUGAAAGUCAUGCUGUCUUCAGCUGCGUCCCGAGCUUCUCUUGUCCUUAAGAAUGGUGGUGGAGCCCCUACCAGCAAACAAUGUUUAGCAGCAUUCAUUAUAUCCACCAGGAACUAUGCAAGCGGAAAUAAUGAUCUUGUGGUCAUUGGGUCAGGACCAGGUGGUUAUGUGGCUUCAAUCAAGGCAGCACAACUUGGCAUGAAGACAGUGUGUGUGGAGAAAAAUGAUACCCUGGGUGGUACCUGUCUCAAUGUUGGCUGUAUACCAUCCAAGUCAUUGCUCAACAACUCUCACCUUUACCACAUGGCCCGCCAUAAGGAUCUACAGAAUAGAGGCAUUGAGCUUGAAGGAGUGCGAUUAAAUCUGGACAAAAUGAUGGCAGCAAAAAGUAAUGCUGUGAAAGCACUCACUGGUGGAAUAGCUCACUUGUUCAAGAAAAAUUCUGUGACACACAUAAAAGGUUUCGGGCGUAUCACAGGUCCCAAUGAAGUAACAGUAGACAAACCAGAUGGAUCCACAGAAAAAAUCAACACAAAGAACAUCCUUAUCGCAACUGGUUCCGAAGUUGCACCUUUCCCUGGUCUUGAGAUUGAUGAGAAACAAAUUGUUUCUUCUACUGGUGCACUUUCCCUUGACAGAGUGCCAGAGAAAAUGAUCGUCAUUGGUGCUGGUGUUAUUGGUGUGGAGCUGGGAUCGGUCUGGUCACGGCUGGGUGCAGAAGUGACCCUUGUCGAGUUUUUGGGCCAUGUUGGUGGUUUGGGGAUUGACAUGGAGAUAUCCAAGACCAUUCAACGAUCCCUGACUAAGCAGGGACUGAAGUUCAAGCUGAAUACCAAAGUUACUUCAGCUGCCAACCAAGGAGGCAAGAUCAAAGUCAACUUAGAGGAUGCUAAAGAUGGCAAGAAAGAGCAGCUGGACUGUGACACUCUCUUGGUCUGCAUUGGCCGUCGACCCUACACAGAGAAGCUGGGACUGGAAAAAGUUGGCCUGCAGGUUGACAACAAAGGGCGUGUUCCAGUAAAUUCUCGCUUCCAAACAUCAGUACCAAGUAUCUAUGCUAUUGGUGAUGUCAUCGCUGGGCCUAUGCUGGCACAUAAGGCAGAGGAUGAGGGCAUCUUGUGUGUGGAGGGUAUGGCUGGUGGGGCAGUCCACAUUGAUUACAACUGUGUUCCCUCUGUCAUUUACACUCAUCCUGAGGUGGCAUGGGUGGGACGAUCAGAGGAGCAGCUUAAAGAGGAGAAAGUUGACUACAAAGUUGGCACUUUUCCACUCGUAGCCAACAGUCGUGCAAAGUGUAAUGAUGACACAGAUGGCUUAGUGAAGGUUCUUGGUGACAAAAAAACUGACCGUCUCCUUGGAGCACACAUUGUUGGAUCUGUGGCUGGAGAACUCAUCAAUGAGGCUGUCCUGGCUAUCGAGUAUGGUGCAUCAUGUGAGGAUAUUGCUCGCGUUUGCCAUGCACAUCCUACUGUUGCAGAGGCUUUCAGGGAGGCAAACAUAGCAGCAGCUUUUGGGAAGCCUAUUAACUUUUAACAGGCAAAAGGGCAUUGUAGAAAGCACCAGAGACGGGGAAUUGAACCACUUAUUUUAUACUAAAGCUGGCUGGAGAUGCUGCAGCAGACAGACCUGACAAGAAAUCUGCACAUCUGAAGAUCAUGCCUGGCUGAGAUUUUCACAGUUCCCCCAGAAGAACUUUUAAACAGCAGUUUUGUGGAUAUCAUCCACACAGCUGGAAAACUGAAAGUGGGCACUUGUCACAGAUGUGAGUUUAGUCUCGACCAUGAUCGUCCUAGCUGAAUGAAUGACGAUGUAGCUUUCUUGCAACUGCUGCUUGUAAUCUCAUAUGACAUCGGCAUGAUUAUCUCAGUGACUGCUCCUUUUUCUUUCUUUUUUUUUAAAUCCAUACCCUCAGUAGUUUGCAGAUGGUCUUGUGAUGAUCUGUUAAAGAAACAUGCACAUCAGUACAUCUAACUAUUGAAAUACUCAGUAGGCAAAUAUUAGCAAACCACCACCACUAGUGGUUGCUGCUCGUGGUUCUCAGGAAGGCUAUAUGUUAUUGUUCAGUGACAAAUGUGCAUGAAGAUUGGGGUGCCUCAUUGAGAUCACAAGGUCAAGAUCUGUAAUUGUGGCAAGCGGUUGCAAGACUCCUGGUUGUAUCCUGCAUUCCAUUCAAAAGUACAAAUCAAGAAAAAGUGGUUUGCUUGCUGGGCAUGUUUCGAUAAUAAUUUGUGAACAGCUUCAGAUUUGUAUCAUGUAAAGUGAUCUGUGAAUACUAGAUUCCUAAACAAAUAAAUGGAAGUGGACAAAAGA
Pomacea canaliculata is the source of this 2379-nucleotide messenger RNA. Its product is annotated as dihydrolipoyl dehydrogenase, mitochondrial-like. Gene Ontology annotation, cellular component: oxoglutarate dehydrogenase complex; mitochondrion. The transcript is spliced from 14 exons. Lineage: Eukaryota; Metazoa; Mollusca; Gastropoda; Architaenioglossa; Ampullariidae. Gene Ontology annotation, molecular function: flavin adenine dinucleotide binding; dihydrolipoyl dehydrogenase (NADH) activity. The record is from RefSeq and is a predicted model, not a curated record. The coding region runs from base 79 to 1602 and encodes 507 amino acids.